GCCCCAGGGGCCCCGCGCAGGCCGCCGCGCCGCCGCUCCGCCGAGGGUCCCGCCGGGGAGCCCUCCGAAUUCUGCCCCUUCGGCUCUCCGCGCGCGCCUCGGACAUGCCAGCAUUCGGGAGGAUACUCACUGUCACCAUUCUGGCCCUCUGUCUGCCACGUCCUGGGAAUGCGCAGCAACAGUGCACGAACGGCUUUGACCUGGAUCGCCAGACCGGCCAGUGUUUAGACGUGGACGAGUGCCGGACCAUCCCCGAGGCCUGCCGAGGAGACAUGAUGUGCGUGAACCAGAACGGCGGCUACCUGUGCAUCCCUCGGACGAACCCGGUGUAUCGAGGGCCCUACUCCAACCCCUACUCGACGCCCUACUCGGGUCCCUACCCAGCAGCCGCCCCACCGCUCUCAGCUCCCAACUACCCCACGAUUUCCAGGCCUCUCAUCUGCCGCUUUGGGUACCAGAUGGACGAACGCAACCAGUGUGUGGACGUGGACGAGUGUGCAACGGAUUCCCACCAGUGCAACCCUACCCAGAUCUGCAUCAACACCGAAGGAGGGUACACCUGCUCCUGCACCGACGGAUACUGGCUUCUGGAAGGCCAGUGCUUAGACAUUGAUGAAUGUCGCUAUGGUUACUGCCAGCAGCUCUGUGCGAAUGUUCCUGGAUCCUAUUCCUGUACAUGCAACCCUGGUUUUACCCUCAAUGAAGAUGGAAGGUCUUGCCAAGACGUGAACGAGUGUGCCACGGAGAACCCCUGCGUGCAAACCUGCGUCAACACCUAUGGCUCUUUCAUCUGCCGCUGUGACCCCGGCUAUGAACUUGAGGAUGAUGGUGUUCACUGCAGUGAUAUGGACGAGUGCAGCUUCUCUGAGUUCCUCUGCCAGCACGAGUGUGUGAACCAGCCCGGCACGUACUUCUGCUCCUGCCCGCCAGGCUACAUCCUGCUGGACGACAACCGCAGCUGCCAGGACAUCAAUGAGUGUGAGCACAGAAACCACACGUGCACCCUGCAGCAGACCUGCUACAACUUGCAGGGGGGGUUCAAGUGCAUCGACCCCAUCCGCUGUGAUGAGCCUUACCUGCGCAUCAGUGACAACCGCUGCAUGUGUCCUGCCGAGAACCCCGGCUGCCGGGACCAGCCCUUCACCAUCCUGUUCCGCGACAUGGACGUGGUGUCAGGACGCUCCGUUCCCGCUGACAUCUUCCAGAUGCAAGCCACCACGCGCUACCCUGGGGCCUACUACAUUUUCCAGAUCAAGUCUGGGAACGAGGGCAGAGAAUUCUAUAUGCGGCAAACGGGCCCCAUCAGUGCCACCCUGGUGAUGACGCGCCCCAUCAAAGGGCCCCGGGACAUCCAACUGGACUUGGAGAUGAUCACCGUCAACACCGUCAUCAACUUCAGAGGCAGCUCCGUGAUCCGCCUGCGGAUAUACGUGUCGCAGUACCCGUUCUGAGCCGCGGGCUGGAGCCGCUGACACUGCCUGUCACCAGCGCCACAGGACAGGAGGAGAGAGGAAGCGAGAGGGAGGAGGAGAGCGAGACAGACGUGACGCCCUUCCUGCUGAGCGUGGCCCCGAGGAGUCAGCCCUGGCGUCCUGAUCCCCCCUGCACCGCCGCAGACCUGUCACCCUGAAGGGCACCCCGGGCCCCGGGUCCUAUGGCGCAGUUACCCCAAAGCCUUGUUGUUGGCCCCGGAUGUGAGAUCACCGGCGGUUCUCGGGGCCUUCGGUCCAUUUCCAUAUUUUUCAAAGAAAAUAGGUUAAGUCUGCUGGGGUUUGAGUCUGCGUUCAAAGACUGUGAACAGCUUGCUCCCCCUGCUUCCGUGCCCUCUUGCUGUCCUCGCUGUGUUGCUGCUUCGCAAGUGCCCCCAGGAGCUUGUGGGCCACACUGGCUGUAGCUAGUUUGCUUCUUGCCUGUACCGAGGAGGCUGUGGAAACAAACCACGGCAGGAGGUUAAAGACCCGAUUUCCAAACCAUGUCUGGUAUUUUCCACCAUAAAAGAAGUUGUAGUUGUCCUUAAAUGUGUAUAACUGUUUAAUCCUUUUUUGUUUGUUUUAAAUGAUUCUUUUUUUUUAAAAGUGAGCGGUAGAAUUCUUCCAGGAGGCUUCAACACAUAUUAUGUUGUCUUCCCACACCCUGUCUACUCUUCAUGUUAGCCCCAUGUUUUCUUGGCGACCCCCUAAUCAUGCUUUCUUUAGAGUUUUUAUCUAACUGGGUUGGAAGGCGGAGGUUUCCAAACCGAUUAAAUAUUUGAAGAGA
This is a messenger RNA of Lepus europaeus (European hare), 2256 nucleotides long. It is a transcript of the gene FBLN5, whose product is annotated as fibulin 5. The coding region runs from base 105 to 1451 and encodes 448 amino acids. Lineage: Eukaryota; Metazoa; Chordata; Mammalia; Lagomorpha; Leporidae. The record is from RefSeq and is a predicted model, not a curated record. The transcript is spliced from 11 exons. Gene Ontology annotation, molecular function: calcium ion binding.